GGCGCUACUCCGCAGUACAGCGGGAGGUGGAAAUAAAGUCUUUCACCGAGUUUGUGCCGAACGUUUUUAACGUCUGGCUGUAGAAGUUGUCACUUUACUGUUAUGGAACUGGACAAAAUGGACGAGAGUGACUGGAAGUAUCACGGAGAGGGCAACAAAAGCCUGGUGGUUUCACACGUCCAGCACUCCAGGGUCCUGCGUCUCCUCAAGUACUCAGCAGACGACUCUGAAAAUCCACCCCAGAGUCCUGAGCAGGCCUUCAGACAGAUCCAGAACAUUGCUGACUUCAGUAACAACGUGAUGAGCAUCGUGCUGGGAGCCAAGUUCAUCCACAGUGGAGAAGUGGUCAAACUACCUCUAGAAUUUGUCCGACAGCUGUCAAUCAAGGUUCAACAUCAAAGACCAGAGUGGCGUUGUAACAAGGUGAUGGAUAUCUACAGCGGAUAUGCUCUUUGUCUGCCCAACCUCACGUCCCCCCCAGUUCAGCAUUUAUCACACACGCCCCCACUCUGCAUAGAGAUCAAGCCUAAAUGUGGUUUCCUGCCUUCCUCCAGAAACGUUAGCAAAGACAUCAAAACCAAAAUGUGUCGCUUCUGCAUGCAUCAACACUACAAGGUGGCCAAUGGCAGAUGGAAGAGGCCAAGUCUCUACUGUCCUCUGGAUCUCUUCUCAGGGAACAAGCAGAGAAUGUACCUGGCCAUCAGACACCUGAUGGAUGAACCACAGAAUAACUUCAAAAUCUUUAAGGGAGGAGAGUGUAUAUAUGGAGGGAAGGAGGAUAGUGAAGACUUGGUGGACCUCAGCUCUCUGUUGCUCCAUCUCAGGCCUUACUUUCAGUAUGGAACCAGCCGGAUCAACGCUCAUCUGACCAACAAGGCUCUGCUCAACAACUUCAUCCAGGUGGUGGUGAACGCCCUGCUGAGUAGUGGAGGACAGGCGGAGGGAGAGGGGAAGAGAGCUCUCCUCCUUCCAGAAGGGAGGAGCAUCUGUGAGGCCAGCCUCCUCAGCAGGGAGCUGAUCCGCUCGGGUCCUCAGGGUCUGCCCAGGGACAGUGUUCUGGGUAGGAUUUUACAGACUCAGAUGUUGGACAGCCUGGAUAUUGAAGGAUUGUUUCCUUUGUACCGCAGAGUUGAGCAACACCUCCUGCACUACCCCAAGGAGAGGGGUCAUUUUCAGACAGAUGGUCCGUACAACCAGGCCUUCCUGGACAAGCUGCAGAGCUGUCCAGCUGAGGAUGAUGGAUCCAUAGAUUAUGCUGUCACCAAGGUCCAUCAGUACCGUGUUGCCAUGACGGCCAAAGACUGCUCCAUCAUGGUGGCUCUGGUGCCUUGCAGUGAGGAAGAGGAUGAUGAAGGUCUAUCCAGUCAGGAGUUCCACUCCUCUAGACCUCCCGGGGUCUCUUUCUCUGUCUCCAUCCUGGACCUCGACCCAAAGCCGUGGGACAGCAUUCCUCAGCAGCACCGCCUGGAUCAGAAGAUUGUCUCUUACUACCUUAGGACCAGAGGUGCCUUGCCCAAGGACUCAAUGCCGCCAUGCCAGAGUCUCUACACAGCGGUGGACAGAGAGAGGGAGGACUGCAUGCUCCUCUUCCACCCUGUUUGAGUUCAACCAACCCUCUGAAGUAGAGCAGCACUACGCCAGGCCUGAGAUUAAGUCUGAAUAGGACAGGGAGAACAGACGCCAUGUUGGUGCUUCAGUUCUAGAGUCAAUAUGCCGGAGGUCUGCUGUCCAACACUGACACCUCCCGUCACUAACUAAACUAAUGGACUCUUUGAAGUAGAGAUACAGCAGUACUAAAUGAGUUUCAGAGCUGUGGCGCUAACAUGGCGGCUAACGGUUAGCAGAAGAGUAAGCGUGCGGCGAGCACUCCGCUGGGCUGUCCUGGGCUCAGACACAAGCUUGACUGUUGUAUAGAAUCUCUCUCCUCUUCUGCGGUUUUUAUAGUUAUUGGAAAUUAACUGGGCUUCUUCUUCAUUUCCUUUAUUUUGGUGAUGGGUUGCAGUUCACUUCCUGGAUGGUUAGCGUUGCCGUGUGAACGACCCCUCCCCCAAAUCUUACCACUCCCUUUUAAUUUAUUUUUUAUUUUUUUUGCCUUUAUUCUCCAUGGCAACGCUGCUGAGAGCAAUUCAUCCUUGUUUCUGGUGUACUUCUGAUGUCAUAUCCACAUGAGUUGGAGUGAAUGUAGGUGAAGAGAGGGGCGAGGAGUUCGGGUGGUCUUCAUCUCUUCUCUGGAACACGACAGGGAAGAUGGUUGGAGUGAAUGUAGGUGAAGAGAGGGUUGAGGAGUUCGGGUGGUCUUCAUCUCUUCUCUGGAACACGACAGGGAAGAUGGUUGGAGUGAAUGUAGGUGAAGAGAGGGUUGAGGAGUUCGGGUGGUCUUCAUCUCUUCUCUGGAACACGACAGGGAAGAUGGUUGGAGUGAAUGUAGGUGAAGAGAGGGUUGAGGAGUUCGGGUGGUCUUCAUCUCUUCUCUGGAACACGACAGGGAAGAUGGUGGCUUUCAGAACGCCGCCAUGGUCACAUGAACAACUUUAUAAAUAUGGUUACUUAGCAACCUCUGUGUGUGUGUGUGUGUGUGUGUGUGCGCGCGCGGGGGGGGGGGGGGGACGACGACUGCUGGUUGCUAUUUGUGGUUGCUUGUGUGAUUGUGUGUGACACUAGUCACACAAGUGGACUCCUGCUGUGACCCACAAUGCUUUGCUUUGACUGCAGGUGUUUUUAGGAGAUGAGCUGGUGUCUGGAUGAGCUUGUUGGUGUUUGUGUGCUGAGCAGAUCUCAGUACAUCUCCUCUAUGGAAACGCUGCACCUCCCCUGACUCCUCCCUCUGACCCCCUUGCCAGUCCCACUGGGGUUUGGAGGUCAGACUGGUUUGGAGUGGUCAGACGUCUGUUUGAGUAGAUGUGGACCAGGUCUAGACAGGAAGAUGAGUUCCUGCCCUAUAGACUGGCUCCUCUAGAUUGUUGAGGUUGUAUUUUAUGGCUCCUGUUUCCAUUCAGCUUAGUCAGCUGGAUCUGUCAAACUGAGUUCACCUGAUCAGACUUCUGCCAGCUCUCUUUCACCCACUGGUCCUGGCUCAGGUCUUCCUAUUUCAGUCAAACUAAUUAAGGUUUAAUCAAAAAGACAUGCAUGUUAGGGUUAACACUCCUGUCUGUGCCCCUGACUGAGGCAUGGCAAGACGAACUGGAGAUGGUCCCCGGGUGCUGCACAGCGACUGCCCACUGCUGCUCGCUACACAGCUGGGAUGGUUACAUGCAGAGUGAAGUUCAUUUGUAUGUAUGUACAGAAUGACUAAUAAAGAGUAUUCUACUCUAUUCUAUUAAGUAAGUCCUGGUAGGAUCAGUGGACCGGUCAGGUUCAGUGUAAACAGGUCCCAUGUGACCAGCUGCACAGCACAGUGUGGAGCAGAGGUCCAGCUCUGUGUACCGUCUACACAUGUAGACAGACAGACACACAAGUAGAGAGACAGAGGGACGGACUCAGUGUUUGGUGGCAUAAGCGACUUCUGGUUGAUGCAUCUUGACAGCGGUGUCAGGUGUGUGUGUGUGUGUGUGUGUG
This is a messenger RNA of Lampris incognitus (smalleye Pacific opah), 3555 nucleotides long. It is a transcript of the gene ippk, whose product is annotated as inositol 1,3,4,5,6-pentakisphosphate 2-kinase. NCBI's taxonomy places the organism in Eukaryota, Metazoa, Chordata, Actinopteri, Lampriformes, Lampridae. Gene Ontology annotation, molecular function: ATP binding; inositol-1,3,4,5,6-pentakisphosphate 2-kinase activity. Bases 103 to 1602 code for a protein of 499 amino acids. Gene Ontology annotation, cellular component: nucleus. The transcript is spliced from 14 exons. The record is from RefSeq and is a predicted model, not a curated record. Gene Ontology annotation, biological process: inositol phosphate biosynthetic process.